Messenger RNA from Carassius carassius (crucian carp), 802 nucleotides. RefSeq lists its product as uncharacterized. The transcript has 2 exons. The record is from RefSeq and is a predicted model, not a curated record. Bases 369 to 668 code for a protein of 99 amino acids. NCBI's taxonomy places the organism in Eukaryota, Metazoa, Chordata, Actinopteri, Cypriniformes, Cyprinidae.
CUUGUCUUUAUAAGACAUUGCCCUCUGAAAAAGUCCCCUUUCAGCAUCCUCCUUCAGCCAUGUUAUGUCUGCGCUGGUGAGCCCAUAAGGACCAGACUCCCACAUUUUGUGCCAACCCUCAAGCGUCACCUGGUAGUAUAACAGAGACAAAUUCUUAUGUAAUAAACACCUAAACAGUUUCCUUGUCUAACAACCACUGACUACUUAGACCGUUACCUCAGGAUGUGCUGUGUCUGCUGGAGGAGCUGCUGGAGGAGCUGAUGCAUGAGCUGCUGUAGGAGCUGCUGGAGGAGCAGAUGCAGGAGCUGCUGGAGGAGCUGCUGGAGGAGCUGAUGCAUGAGCUGCUGUAGGAGCUGCUGGAGGAGCAGAUGCAGGAGCAGAUGCAGGAGCUGCUGGAGGAGCUGCUGGAGGAGCAGAUGCAGGAGCAGAUGCAGGAGCUGCUGGAGGAGCUGCUGGAGGAGCAGAUGCAGGAGCAGAUGCAGGAGCUGCUGGAGGAGCUGCUGGAGGAGCAGAUGCAGGAGCAGAUGCAGGAGCUGCUGGAGGAGCUGCUGGAGGAGCAGAUGCAGGAGCAGAUGCAGGAGCUGCUGGAGGAGCUGAUGCAGGAGCUGCUGGAGGAGCUGAUGCAGGAGCAGAUGCAGGAGCUGCUGCAGGAGCCUUUAACGAGGUGAGAGCUUCCACCAGCAGAGCGUCAUCCGCCCAGCCACUAUCACCUUUGGACCCUGAUGAGCUGGAGCUGGCAGCUGCUGCGGGAGGGUCCCUGUCCUGUGGAGGUUUCUGUGAUGUACGGGUGGGUGACAUUUGC